CAUGAAGCUUCAGAUAAUAAUGAUAAUAAUUUUUCUUAUAGUUUCUAUUUUUGUUGAACAGAAUAACUCCGAAGAUCCUGUAAUCAAACUACCUAAUGGACUAAUAGUUGGUCGACAAGAUGUCACAGCUGAAGACACUGCAUACUACGCAUUUGAAAAAGUUCCAUAUGCGGCUCCUCCAGUUGGAAACCUUCGAUUCAAAGCACCACAACCAGUUGAAGAUUGGGAUGGUACUCUAAAUACAACUUAUCUAGAUGUAUCAUGCUACCAGCUUGGUGAUCAAGUAUUUCUGCCUCCCAUGUUAGAAGAAUCUGAAGACUGCCUUUUUUUGAAUGUGUACACACCAAAGCUUCCCAACAACGAAACUGAAAAUUUGUUGCCCGUGAUGGUCCACAUCUACGGUGGUGGCUUUAUUAUGGGUUCCAGUGUUACUACUCCAGACCUUUUUGUUGAUAAAGAUGUGAUUUUAGUUAGUUUUAACUACAGAGUGGGAAUUUUCGGUUUUCUGUCUACGCAAGACGAAGUUAUACCCGGAAAUAACGGUUUGAAAGAUCAGUUACAAGCCAUAAAAUGGGUUAACCAAAAUAUCCAUCUUUUCGGAGGAGAUCCUAAUAAAGUUACCAUUUUUGGUGGAAGUGCCGGUGCAUCUUCGUGUGCUCAUCACACACUUAACCAAAACUCCUUAGGUUUAUUUCAAGGAGUAAUUUUAUCCAGCGGAACGUUCUUGUGUACUGGUAUGUUUCAAAGGAACUCCAGACAAAUCGCUUUUGGUACUGCAGCUGUCUUAAAUUCGACUUUCGAAACAAACCAAGACUCCCAGGCACUAUUAGAACUUUUUUUGAGUCUUGAUCCUGAAGAAUUGAAUCAGGCGGCAUCUCAAUAUUCUACUUCCAUAACGAAUCCCUGGGAUGGUUUCUUGGAGGUAGGAAGUAUAUUCGCUCCUGUAAUAGAACCUAAAAAUCCAGAUGCGUACAUAACCAGAAAAAUGUUUGGCCUUCUUGAAGCUGGUAGUGUGGUACCGGUACCGAUCUUCAUGGGUUAUAAUUCAGAAGAAAAAAUUGCCAUGGGAAUGGACGAAGAAUCACUCAGAAGUCUUGCAGAGACCCUUGAUGAAAACUUAGACUAUCUGGUACCUGCCGACAUGGAAAUUACAGACAUUGAUAAUCGCACCCAUAUGGGUAGUUUAAUCAGAGAUAUAUACACAGGCGGUGAACCAUUCAGUGAAAAUUUAGGAGACGCCAUACGACUUUCUAGUGACACUUUUCUUACGAGAUCUAUGGGAAAACAUGCUGAACUUUACUCAGAGUUUGCCACGACAUAUUUUUAUCAAUUUUCGUAUGAAGGAAGUUUUGGGAUGCAAUUUCCUCACUACAAUGGCACUGGAAGCGUCGGACAUGGAGCAGAAGUAGAUUAUUUGUUUUGCUCUGGCACUAGUUGCAAUGAUCCCAGUUACCUGGAAGAAGAUCUUCUAGAAAGGCAGAGACUGAUUACGCUCUUUACUAACUUUGCAAAGUAUCAAAAUCCGACCCCAGAGCCUGUGGAUUUACUUCAAAAUGUUACGUGGACUCCGGUGUCGACAACUAACGGCGACUUUUUCUACCUAGACAUUGGCGAAAACUUCAAGGUUAAAAAUCACCCAAAAGGUGAAGCUUAUGCCAAGUGGAUAGAACUAUAUGAUAGUUUAGGUUAUGAUGACUUUGACACUUACUGAACAAUGAUUACAUUUAUGAAACCUGUAAAGUAAAAUAAAGAAAUUACAACAUA
Messenger RNA from Zophobas morio, 1764 nucleotides. RefSeq names its product juvenile hormone esterase-like. The coding region runs from base 2 to 1711 and encodes 569 amino acids. Lineage: Eukaryota; Metazoa; Arthropoda; Insecta; Coleoptera; Tenebrionidae. The transcript has 10 exons. The record is from RefSeq and is a predicted model, not a curated record.